GCGACCCAGGGCUACCGGCCGAUGGAUGUGCUCCGCACGCACGCGUGCGCUGGCGCGCCCUGAACGGGAGCCGGCCUCCGUACGCAUGGGGAAUGCCCGCUUCUACACUCCCCGUUCCGUGGCGCAUCCCCUCUUUUCCCCUCCCUCUCAUCCGCGUAAGUCCACACGCCCUCCUCUCGCCUCCCGAACCACCCAGUCGCCCGCCUGCCCGCAUCCUUCCGUCCACUUUCUUCCUCCCGCCCUCCCACACAGCCACACAGCCACACGCCCCGUUUGCGACCUGCCGAGGCACCCUCGCACCCGCCCGCGUGUCAUUCAGCGCCUGCCUCCGCCCUCUCCCCGCCGAGCCACGCGAUCGUCUCCGGUCCCCUUCUGCCCCUCCCCCCGCAACCAUGAGCAACAACUGCCGCAUGUACCAGAACAAGUACCCCGCGGUCGAUGACCUCGUCAUGGUCAACGUCCGCCAGAUCGCCGACAUGGGCGCCUACGUGGAGCUGCUCGAGUAUGACAACCGCGAGGGCAUGAUCCUCCUGUCGGAGCUGUCCCGCCGGCGCAUUCGCUCCGUGCAGAAGCUCGUGCGCGUUGGCCGCCGCGAGGUGGUCGUUGUCCUGCGUGUCGACCAGGACAAGGGCUACAUUGAUCUUUCCAAGCGCCGUGUCACCCCGGAGGACGUCGUCAAGUGCGAGGAGCGCUACAACAAGUCCAAGGAGGUCCACAGCAUCCUGCGCCACGUCGCCGAGAAGCUCCAGGUCAACCUGGAGUCUCUGUACGAGCUGAUCGGCUGGCCCCUGUACACCACGCACGGCCACGCCUACGACGCCUUCAAGAUGGCCAUCCUCGAGCCCUCCAUCAUCACCGAGGCCUUCGAGGAGAACUUCGCGCGUCUGUCCGCCGAGCAGUCCCCCCACGUCCAGGGGCUGCCCGAGAAGAGCGUCAUCCUCGAUGAGCUGGCCGCCAUCGUCGGCCGCCGCAUGACCCCGCAGCCGGUGAAGCUGCGCGCCGAUCUGGAUCUCACCUGCUUCGGCCCCAAGGGCAUCGAUGCCAUCAUCGAGGCCAUCAAGAUCGGUGAGCGUGAGUCCACCCAGGUCGAGGGGGAGCAGGUUGACAUCAAGAUCAAGCUCAUUGCCGCCCCGAUGUACGUCAUGACCGCCCAGUCCAUCAACAAGAACGAGGGCAUCCGGCUGAUGGAGGAGGCCAUCACCAAGAUGACCGAGGCCAUCAAGGCGGAGGAGCGCGGGAACCUGGUCAUCCGCAUGCGCCCCCGCGCCAUCAACGUCGAGGACGAGCGCCAGCUGGCCGAGCUCAUGCUUGCCGCCGAGAAGGAGCAGGCCGACACCGACGACUCCAGCGACUCCGACUAAAUAUACACAUACCGUCGCUGCCGCGCGGCAGUAUCAUGUCCUCCUGUCCUGUCCCCCACAGUGUC
Fonticula alba is the source of this 1426-nucleotide messenger RNA. RefSeq lists its product as hypothetical. The transcript has 4 exons. Gene Ontology annotation, cellular component: multi-eIF complex; eukaryotic translation initiation factor 2 complex; eukaryotic translation initiation factor 2B complex. Gene Ontology annotation, molecular function: ribosome binding; RNA binding; translation initiation factor activity. Bases 93 to 1361 code for a protein of 422 amino acids. NCBI's taxonomy places the organism in Eukaryota, Rotosphaerida, Fonticulaceae. The record is from RefSeq and is a predicted model, not a curated record.